AUGAUCGAUUUGAAAAUUCACGAUGUACCAAUCAAAGAGUAUUUCACAGAUUUGGUAUCCAAAAAAGUUGAUGUUGAACCAAAUAAUCCAGCAUUUCGUUGCUUCAAUGAUAAAUUUCAUGUUUAUCCAGCUACAAAAUUUAUGUUUAUGCUCAGUAUGGGCUGCUGGAUAGUCAUAAUUGGCAUUCUGUUUCCAUGGAGCCUGCUGAUCAUUUGGAUACCAAUACUGUAUUUUUUAUUAACAGCUUAUGCUCUUCGACAAAAACAAGCCUCCUGCUUAUGGCCAGCUAUUAUACAUUCUGUCUUAGCAAUAUUAAUUUGGUUAUCUGCAACAAUCGUCAUGUUUACAACGGCAUUAUUUAGUACUCAGACAUUUCUGGAUACAUUUGGACAAGGCCAUCAUAAGGAAUUUAUUACACGAUUUUUGAUAGUCUUAAUGAUCAAGAUUGUAAUGAUACUAAUUGGUUUUUAUCUCAUUUGUCAACUUUUCGUAUUCAAUCGAUGCCGUAAAUAUUUCGACCAUAUACGGAAUGCCGAUAUGAUACGAGCCUCUCAAGAAGAAGCAACCGAAUUGAAAGUGAUUCAGGAUAAAUCGUGA
This is a messenger RNA of Cercopithifilaria johnstoni, 597 nucleotides long. The record is from the annotation of a GenBank genome assembly. Lineage: Eukaryota; Metazoa; Nematoda; Chromadorea; Rhabditida; Onchocercidae.